Molecule: messenger RNA, 957 nt
Organism: Balearica regulorum gibbericeps (East African grey crowned-crane)
Lineage: Eukaryota; Metazoa; Chordata; Aves; Gruiformes; Gruidae
Source: RefSeq, a predicted model, not a curated record
AUCGUCACCUCCUCGGCUGAGCCCGUGGAGCCGCACAGGGUGCAGUUCCCGGCUCCCCGCCAAGGCAGCCCUCUGAGCCCAGGACAGCCGCGCUGGGCCAACUACGUCAAGGGCGUCAUCCAGCACUACCGGGGUGGUCCCGUGCCGGGCUUCAGCGCCGUGAUAGCCAGUGACAUCCCCCUGGGCGGGGGCCUCUCCAGCUCAGCCGCUCUGGAGGUGGCUACUUACACCUUCCUCCAGCAGCUCUGCCCCGAUGAUGGUGAUUUGGCAGCCAAGGCGCUGGCGUGCCAGAAAGCGGAGCACACAUUUGCCGGCAUGCCCUGCGGGAUCAUGGACCAGUUCAUAUCCGUGAUGGGCAAGGAGGGCCACGCACUGCUCAUUGACUGCAGGUCCCUGGAGACCGUGCUCGUUCCGCUGACUGAUGCCAACUUAGCCGUCCUCAUCACCAACUCCAACGUGCGGCACACGCUGACGGGCAGCGAGUACCCCACACGCCGGCGGCAGUGCGAGGAGGCAGCAGCGGUGCUUGGCAAGGCCAGCCUGCGAGAUGCCACCAUGGCUGAGCUGGAAGCAUCCAGGAGCCGGCUGGGCGAGGAGGUGUACCAGCGGGCCAGGCAUGUCAUCGGUGAGAUAGCACGGACAGUCCAGGCAGCACAAGCACUGCAGGACAGGGACUACAAGACAUUUGGGAGGCUGAUGGUGGAGAGUCACAACUCCCUCAGGGAUGACUAUGAAGUGAGCUGCCCGGAGCUGGAUGAGCUGGUAGCAGCAGCCCUGGAGGUCGAUGGGGUUUAUGGCAGCAGGAUGACCGGGGGAGGCUUCGGAGGCUGCACGGUGACUCUGCUAGAGGCCGGUGCUGCAGAGAGAGCCCAGCACCACAUCAAGGAGAAAUACAGCGGCACAGCCACCUUCUACCUCACCAAACCCUCCGGAGGGGCAAAGGUGCUGCCCUUGUAG